This is a messenger RNA of Coregonus sp. 'balchen', 4405 nucleotides long. Lineage: Eukaryota; Metazoa; Chordata; Actinopteri; Salmoniformes; Salmonidae. The record is from the annotation of a GenBank genome assembly.
GUGAUGACCAUCCAGAUCAAGUGUUUUCAGGAGAUCAUAGAGAUCGGCUACAGGGUCUACCAUUCCUACGAGCUUCCCUGGUUCAGGACACUCAGCUGGUGAGGACCAACUAGAUCUAUCUUUCAAUCUCUUGGUGAUUAUUUUCUCUCUCACCCUCCCCCUCUCUGCCUCUCUCUUGUUUUCCUAUCGCACACAGAACCUUAAAGGUUACAUUUACCAGCUCUGUGUGCCCUCUCUCCCUUUCUCUGACGCCGUCUACUCUCCAUCUCAUCCCCCUUUCUCAUGUCCUGAAUCUCCCCCUUUCUGCUCACUCCUGGUACCCCCUUUUCUCUACUCUCCUCUCUCCCCUUCUCUGAUCCCCUCUCCCCUUCUCUGCCCUCACCUCGUUCACUGACUCCCUCUCUCUUAUCUCUUUUCUAUCUCCAUCCUUGCAUCUGUGCUCUCUCUCUCCCUCCCCUCCCUCCUCCUCCCCCUCUCCCCUUCCCUUUCUUCUCUCUCUCCUCCCUCCCGCUCUCUCUUCCCCUCUGCCCUCUCUCCUUCCCUCCCCCCUCUCCUCUCUCCUACUCCCUCUCUCUCUCUGCUCCUCUCUCUUUCUCUGGCUCCCUCCCUCCAUCUCCCUCUCUCUCUCUCCUCUUCCCCUUCCACCUCUCUUCUCCCUCUCUCCUCUCUCCUUCUCUUCCUCCUGUCUCCCUCUUCCUUCUUCUCCUCCCUUCCCUCUCUCCUGCUCUCUUCUCUCUCUCCCUCUCUCUCUCCCCUCCUCUCCUUCUCUCUCUCUCCCUUUCUUUCUCUCUUCUCUCUCCCCUCUCUCUCUCUCCUCUUUCUCUCUCUCCCUCUCUCUCUCUCUCCUCUCCUCGGCCUCCUCCUCUUUCUUCCUCUCUCCUCCUCUCGUCUCCCCUCUCUCUCUCCUGUUUCUUCUCUCCUCUCUGCGUCUCUGAAAAAUAGAGUGCCACCAACUGGUGCCAUGUUUGAUUAUACAGUGCAUUAGGAAAGUAUUCAGACCCUUUGACUUUUUCCACAUGUUGUUACGUUACAGCCUUAUUCUAAAAUGGAUUAAAUGGUUUUUUCCCUCAUCAAUCUACACACAAUACCCCAUAAUGACAAAGCGAAAACAGGUUUUUAAAAUUUUAGCAAAUGUAUUACAAAUAAAAUAAAGAAAUACCUUAUUUACAUAAGUAUUCAGACCCUUUGCUAUGAGACUCUAAAUAGAGCUCAGUUGCAUUCUGUUUCCAUUGAUCCUCCUUCUACAACUUGAUUGGAGUCCACCUGUGGUCAAUUCAAUUGAUUGGACAUGAUUUGGAAAGGCACACACCAGUCUAUAUAAGGUUCCACAGUUGACAGUGCAUGUCAGAGCAAAAACCAAGCCAUGAGGUCAAAGGAAUUGUCCGUAGAGCUCCGAGACAGGAUUGUGUCGAGGCACAGAUCUGGGGAAGGGUACCAAAAAAUGUCUGCAGCAUUGAAGGUCCCCAAGAACACAGUGGCCUCCAUCAUUCUAAAAUGGAAGAAGUUUGGAACCACCAAGACUCUUCCUAGAGCUGGCCUCCCGGCCAAACUGAGCAAUCGGGGGAGAAGGGCCUUGGUCAGGGAGGUGACCAAGAACCCGAUGGUCACUCUGACAGAGCUCCAGAGUUCCUCUGUGGAGAUGGGAGAACCUUUCAGAAGGACAACCUAAAGGACUCUCAGACCAUGAGAAACAAGAUUCUCUGGUUUGAUGAAACCAAGAUUGAACUCUUUGUCCUGAAUGCCAAGCGUCACGUCUGGAGGGGCAGGGACUGGGAGGCUAGUCAGGAUCGAGGGAAAUAUGAACGGAGCAAAGUACAGAGAGAUCCAUGAUGAUAACCUGCUCCAGAGCGCUCAGGACCUCAGACUGGGGUGAAGGUUCACCUUCCAACAGGACAACAACCCUAAGCACAUUGUCAAGACAACGCACGAGUGGCUUCGGGACAAGUCUCUGAAUGUCCUUGAGUGUCCCAACCAUAGCCCGGACUUGAACCCGAUCGAACAUCUCUGGGGAGACCUGAAAAUAGCUGUGCAGCAACUCUCCCCAUCCAACCUGACAGAGCUUGAGAGGAUCUGCAGAGAAGAAUGGGAGAAACUCCCCAAAUAGAGGUGUGCCAAGCUUUAGUGUCAUAUCCAAGAAGACUCAAGGCUGUAAUUGCUACCAAAGGUGCUUCAACAAAGUACUGAGUAAAGGGUCUGAAUACUUAUGUAAAUGUGAUUUUUUUUGGAUUUUUUAAAAUAUAUUUGCUUUGUCAUUAUGGGGUAUUGUGUGUAGAUUGAGGGGGAAAAAACGAUGUCAUACAUUUUUAAAUAAGGCUGUAACGUAACAAAGUGUAAAGUCAAGGGGUCUGAAUACUUUCCGAAUGCACUGUAGGUGCAACUGUCCCGGCGUCCCGGAUAGAGGAAGUAGAAUGACCAUUUACAUUUUAGUCAUUUAGCAGACACUCUUAUCCAGAGCGACUUACAGUUAGUUUAUUUUUUUCAUACUGGCCCCCCUUGGGAAUCAAACCCACAACCCUGGCGUUGCAAACGCCAUGCUCUACCAACUGAGCUACAUCCCUGCCGGUCAUUCCCUCCUCUACCCUGGACGACGCUGGGCCAAUUGUGCGCCGCCCCAUUGGUCUCCCGGUCGCGGCCGGCUACGACAGAGCCUGGAUUCGAACCAGUAUCUCUAGUGGCACAGCUAGCACUGCGAUGCAGCGCCUUAGACAACUGCGCCACUCGGGAGACAGUUAGUGAGUGCAUACAUUUUUCAUACUGGCCCCCCAUGGGAAUCGAACCCACAAUCCUGGCGUUGCAAGCGCCAUUCUCUACCAACUGAGCUACACUGGACCAGUUAAAUGAAAGUACACACAACAUGCCCUCUGAACAGACCAACCCAGAGCAAACUCUUAACCUCUGAACAGACCAACCCUCACAGAGCAAACUCUUAACCUCUGAACAGACCAACCCUCACAGAGCAAUCUCUAACCUCUGAACAGACCAACCCUCACAGAGCAAAUCUCUAACCUCUGAACAGACCAACCCUCACCAAGCAAACUCUUAACCUCUGAACAGACCAACCCUCACAAGCAAUCUCUAACCUCUGAACAGACCAACCCUCACCAGAGCAAACUCUUAACCUCUGACAGACCAACCCUCACCAGCAACUCUUAACCUCUGAACAGACCAACCCUCACCAAGCAAACUCUUAACCUCUGAACAGACCAACCCUCACCAAGCAAACUCUAACCUCUGAACAGACCAACCCUCACCAAGCAAACUCUUAACCUCUGAACAGACCAACCCUCACCAAGCAAACUCUUAACCUCUGAACAGACCAACCCUCACAGAGCAAUCUCUUAACCUCUGAACAGACCAACCCUCACAGAGCAAACUCUUAACCUCUGAACAGACCAACCCUCACCAAGCAAUCUCUAACCUCUGAACAGACCAACCCUCACCAAGCAAAACUCUUAACCUCUGAACAGACAACCCCACCAAGCAAACUCUAAACUUGACAGACACCCUCACCAAGCACCUUUAACCUCUGACAGACCAACCCUCCCAAGCAACUCUUAACCUCUGAACAGACUAACCCUCAGCAUCUCCUAACUCUGAACAGACCAACCCGCAGUAGCAAACUCUACCUCUGAACUGACCACCCUGCAGAGCAAACUUUAACCUCUGAAAGACCAACCCUCACAGAGCACCUUACUCUGACCAGACAACCUCACAGGCAAACUCUUAACUCUGACUAACCACCCUCACGAGCAAACUCUAGCCUCGUGAACAGACCACCGCACAGGCAAACUAAAACCUCUGAACAGACCAACUCACAACAAAUUCUUAACCUCUGAACAGACCAACCCUCAAGAGCAAUCUCUUAACCUCUGAAAGACCAACCCUCACAGAGCAAACUCUUAACCUCUGAACACCAACCAUCCAGCAACUCUUAACCUCUGAACAGAACAACCCUCACAGAGCAAUCUCUUAACCUCUGAACAGACCAACCCUCAGAGAGCAAACUCUAACCUCUGAACAGACCAACCCUCACCAAGCAAACUCUUAACCUCUGAACAAAAACACACGUGAAACCAAAGGAAGGAAUACAAGAUCCUUGUUUUUCUUCAGGUACUUUAGCCUGCUGAUUUGUGUGAAUUGAUACUGACUUGUUUUCCCUUCUUUUAGGUACUUCCUGAUUUGUGUGAACUACUUCUUCUAUGGUGAGACGUUGGCGGAGUACUUUGGUGCGUUGGUUCAGAGAGAGGAACCGCUCCAGUUCCUGGUCCGAUACCAUAGAUUUAUCUCCUUCGCUCUCUACCUGGCAGGUGAGGCUCGGUGUAACGCCGUCAGUACAAGGAAGUACAAGUGUAAGAUAGAAACACAUAAUGUUAUAUAUAAGCCUGUGCAGUUCUUAUCGCCAUAG